GAGGAGGCUUCUAAGAGGACCGAAAUUUCUUUAAAUUGGCAAAACGUCCAAAAUCGAUUGCGAUAUCACAAGAGAGUGUACAACGAAAUAAAAGAUAUGCUAGCCACAAGUGGUUUUGGGUGGGACAGCGAGCGAAUGGUUGUCACAGCACCUGACGAAGUUUGGGAAGAGUACCUCAAGUCGCAUCCGAGAGCAGAAAGAUUACGUGGUAAACAAAUAGAACGAAUGGACGAUUUAGCGGUGAUCGUAGGUUUAGACCAUGCAACAGGCCGCUACGCCCAAUGAAGCAGAAACAUGGCCGCGUCUUCAUCUCGUAUUCAACGAGAUCUGAAUGAAGCUUGGACGGACCUGGACGAUGACACCGAUGCGCCUAUCGAUAUUUAUGAGGAAAAUCUGGGGGAUUCGACUGGAAAUUAUCAAUUUUCGAAUGAAAGCCAUCGGGCUUCAGGGAAUCGCUCAUUCCGCACCACUCCCAACCGGGCGAUUGAUUCCGAUAGUAGUCGUGGUGGGAGUAUAACAACAAAAAGGAUGCGAUCUGCUCGUCCCUGUGACGUCCUUGGUUUAUCUCUAGAUGGUGUGGCAGAUGCAAUUGCCAAAUUUGGACUUGGCAAUUCAGUCAACCUCACAAGUAGAGUCCUGGACAUCCUCGAAGAGGUUACGGGGCUGACCAACCAUAAGUUCAUCCAGGUUGGUCAGCUUCUGAGCAAGGAUAAAGAUCUAGCAUCCUUUUUCGUAAGCCUUCGACCAGAGCGAAGGGUCGAUUGGUUGAAAAAAACACUGUCUGAUAUGAAUGGUAAUGUUGGUGGGGGUUCUACUUGAUGGAUAUAUCAACCUUAAUUACGCUAUUACAUAGGUGUCUAAAUUUGA
This is a messenger RNA of Magnolia sinica, 867 nucleotides long. RefSeq lists its product as uncharacterized. Lineage: Eukaryota; Viridiplantae; Streptophyta; Magnoliopsida; Magnoliales; Magnoliaceae. Bases 295 to 819 code for a protein of 174 amino acids. The record is from RefSeq and is a predicted model, not a curated record. The transcript is spliced from 2 exons.